ACAUUUGUUGUGCGCGCUUAAUUUAAUUUUGUCGGCUUUGUUUUUGAAAGUUUUCAUUAAAUAAUAAACAAUAAAUAUUAAAUAAUUAAUAAUUGUUAUGAAUAUUUCACAUUAAACAAUAAAAUGAGUGCAAGCGAUGGAGUAUUUAACAAUUUACGACAAAAACUCGAUGUACUGGGGUACACACAAACAUUGCCGUUGGCUGGUAUACCCUUGGUUGCGGCACUCUUUGAGGAUUUGGUUAAAUCGACCGAAAGCCUAAGAGAUGCCAAGAAAAAAAUUGUCGACCUAUUGGAGGAAAAGUCUUGUUGGGAAUUGGGCGUAGAACCAUACAAGUGUGAUAAUUCACGCCUCUUGGCUGAAUGCAAUCAGCUGCAUCAAGAAAAUUUAAAAGAUCGUGAGGAUUAUGAGCAACGAAAUUUUGAAUUAGGUCAGAAAAUACGUAAUUUAGUUACGGAUAAAUUUCACCUAGAGGAGCAAUGUCAGCAGCUGCAGCAGCAACUGUCUACACUGUUAGCCAAACAACAGAGCGCGGUAACUGGGCCCAAUAUGAAAAAUGUUAAAGAUAAAGCCAAAAAACCUUUCAUAAGUACGGUGCGUUCAGGUGAACGCAUUCCACCACUUCUUGAAGCUGCUAGUAGUAAUAUUCGUUGCACCAAAUGUAAUAGCCAAACUACGCGUUCGCAUGCGGGACAUGAUGCAAAUGUUGGAGUUGACAAAAUGCCCAGUGUAGCGUUAAAAAACGAAAUCGACCGAUUGGAGGAUAGGGUAAAGAAUUUGACAGACCAGCUCGAGUUCUAUAAGCGGAAGAUCGAAUCACGUGACCGUGAAAUUCGGCGUUUAAACGAGUUACUGUCUGGUGGUCGUCCACCAGCUGCUCUAGCCAAGGAUUGCUGUUUUAAAGAUGUGCGCGGUAUGUCAGAAGACAUUGAACAUUUACAGCGUGAAAAGACUGAGAGUUUGAAUAAGGUACGCGAGUAUCAAGAACAAAUGCAUGAAGCCAUGGAAAGAGCGCUUUCAUUGGAAACGCAAAAUAAGCAACUGCAAAAAGAGCUUGAAGAACUCAAGGUCGCAGCUUUGGCAGUGGAAACGCAGGCAAAUACCGAAAUAGCGCAGCGUGAACAAGAGUUGGAAGACAUACAAAAUGAGUUGAAAAAAUUGCGCAUUAGACAAGAUAGAGGUGGUGAUAAUAGAACACAAAUUGGACGCCGAACUGGAGGGGCUGGAGUUGGUGAUUCCGUAAAUAAUAGUAAUGACGCAGCGGCAGUGGCCAGUUUAAAUGCUGACAAGCGUCGUCUAAAUGAACGCAUUAAUGAACUGACACAAAGGGAUGCUGAGUUAAAAACUGAAAAUGAUCGUUUGCUAAAGAAAUUAUCGAAACUGAAAACGAAAAUACAUGGCAUGCAAAAAGAGCUACAAGACAAUGUACAACAAAAAGAACAACGCACCGAUGAAGAAAAAAUAAGACUCAAGUCUGAACGGGACUUUUUCCAAAAAGAAUAUUUGCGUCUUAUAAGUAAAGCUGGCUCGGAUAAGGAAGUGGAGUUUCUACAAUCUCAAAUCAAAUCUAAAGAUGAUGAACUACGUCUUCUGCGCGCCGAGCUCUGCUUGCGCCAACAAGAACGCCUAAUGCCAACAGUUAACACUGCCAAUGCAGCUACAGCCACUGCCACAAUGACGCAUUGUGAUUUCGCACAAGCGUCACUAGCUAGCGCACGUUCCAAUCAGUCCGCCAAGUCAACGAACAGCGCUGCUAGCAGUGAUUGCGUACAGGCAGUGGUCUUGCGUGCCGAACGCGAACGUGAUUGCGCACGCGCAGAGCUAGAACGGGUGCGCUGUGAACGUGACACGUUGCGUGAGAAGCAUGUUUCACUGCUGCAAACACAAUCGUUGGAAACACAAAAAUCACAAGCGCACAUUGGUGAGCUGAAUGCGCGCAUACGACAGUUGGAGCGCGAAAAGCGUGAGUUGCAUUCGGCGCGUGCGCCACAUGAAACACACAUUGCAUUGCUCAAAGAGGAAAUCGAUGAGCUGAAGCGGCAGAUUUUCGCUUUGCAAGAGGAAAACUCGAAAUUGCGCACGCGCAACAGUCAAUAUAAAAUUUUGAAUGAGCAAACCGAACGUACUCUCCAAGAGUACCAAAGUAAACUUACCAUAGCUGAGCGGCAGCUGCAAACAGCUGAUACGCGUUUAAACGAUUUAGGCACGAAUCGUGAGACCACACAUCGUGAAGCUGCACAGCUGCGCAAUGAAGUUGCAGCGCUAAAGAAGACCUAUGUCUCGCUGGAGAGUGAGAAAGAUCAAAUAUUGUCACAAUUAGAUGCUAAAACAGAGCGUGCUUAUCAAUUAGAAUUUGAGUUGAAACUUUGCAAAGAAAAACGUAUAGCGUUGGAAAAAGAAGUCAAGGAGUUGGAGGAAAAAUUAAGCCAAUUAACUGCGAAAACACGUGAACGUACUGCCGAACUGCAUGAAACCUCAACGGAAAGCAAAAGUUUGCGCCAACAAAUUGCUGCACUGAAAAUCAGCCGAGACGAAGCUAUUGCGGAAAAUGGCCGUCUGUCAAAUGAACUGGCCGAGCGUCAAGCAGAGAUUUUGACACUUAAGAAAAAACUGAAAGACUCCGAUUUCGAAAUCGAACAAUUGAAACAGCAGUUGCGUCAAUAUGUGGCGGAGGUGAAGAAAGCGGAGGAUUUGUUAACGCAUAAGGAGAAGGAACGCGAGGAAAUGCUCGAACAUUAUCGCAGUCUGUCACAUGACGCUGUCGUAUUGGAGGGCAAUAAUCAAAGUCUAGAAGUUGAAGCUGCCGAGCACAAACGACAAAUCACUGAACUCGAAGAUGAAAUAAAAGCGUUGAAGAAGGAAAUUUCUUCGCGCAGUGCACUUAUUCAGCAAUUGGAGGAUAAGCUAUCGGCGCUUAAUACACAAAAUACCAAAUUAGAACAUGAACUAGAGGAUGCUAUAGAUGAACAACACCUGCUGAAGGUUGAUUUGGCCGCACGCAAGGAGCUUUGCGAUAAAUUGGAUGUGGAACGCGACAAAUUAAAUGCCGAAUUAACCGAACUGAAUGAGAUAAAGCGCAAGCUUGAACGUGACAAUGAAAAGCUGCGCGCCGAUUUCGAAAAAACCUCCAACGGACAGAAAGUCUCCUCCGAAACGCUUGAAGAACUCUUAACGAAAACGCGCCGUGAUCUGGAAGAGCAAAUAAAAGUCGAUAGCAAAUUGAGUCAGGAAUUGGUGCGUCAACGGCAGCAAAACGAUGAUUUAUUGCGUGAGCUAGACACCGAACGCCAACGUCGCCAUCAACAAGAAACGCUAGCGCAAGAAUAUCAAAUACAAAAUCAAGAGCUGCGUCACAAUCUCACCGAUGAUCGUUUUCGUCAGGCGCGUUCACGUGAUCAAAGUCCACGCUAUCCAUCGCAGACGUUGUAAGCAUGCAUGCGUUCUCUAUUUUAGCCCAAACAUAACUUAGUACUUAACAAUUUGAAAAUGCAUUUAACUUUUGUUCCGUUUUUUUACUCUUAAUUAAUUUUUAUAAAAAUGUCUUGCGUUUUUCUUUGUUUUUUUUGUUUUUGUUUUUAGUACAAACAAAAAAUACAUAAAAUAAAGUGUGAACAAGCACAAAAACUGAGCAAACUA
Molecule: messenger RNA, 3636 nt
Organism: Zeugodacus cucurbitae (melon fly)
Lineage: Eukaryota; Metazoa; Arthropoda; Insecta; Diptera; Tephritidae
Gene: Cep135
Product: centrosomal protein of 135 kDa
Exons: 17
Coding region: 124-3429 (1101 amino acids)
Source: RefSeq, a predicted model, not a curated record